AUGUCGUCGUCCGUUCGAUCCUCGACUCGUCAGAAAACGUACGAUGCCGUUCUCAAUGAACUGUUCGUUGCGAUCAAAAUCACGACUGAAGCAUUAAACAAUGGCAAGCUUUCGUCUGCCAUUUCCGGAAAUCGUGUCUCAAUGCUCGAACGCAUCAAGUCGAGAUUCGACGAAGCACGUCAAAGGCUGGAGGACAGCGACAUUGAAGAUAAGGAAUCCUCCAUUGACUUCCAGGAAGAAAAGGUCGCAUCACUUAUUCUUGAUUUUUUCGUUAUCCUGGAUCGCCUUGAACAUCUCUCGUCGACAAAGGAGUCCGCAGUUACGGAAUCAAUUUCACGUAAAACAUCAACCAAAAUUUCCAUGCGUCCUUUUGAGGAAAGCUGUCCCAGCGUUUGGUUUCGCCAGCUGGAGAUCCAGUUGGAGGCAGCAGCGGUUACGAAAGACGAAGAAAAAUUCGCCCAUCUUCAACGUUUCCUUGACGGUCCGCAAUCUCUUGCGAUCGCUCCAACUCUUGAUUCUUCUCCUGGGGUUCGUUAUCAAGAGGCUAAGGAAUUACUUCUUGCACUUUUCUUGCCGGAGAAGCCCACCAGAGUGGCUAACAUCAUCGGUGCGAGAAGAGGCGAAG
Molecule: messenger RNA, 625 nt
Organism: Paramuricea clavata
Lineage: Eukaryota; Metazoa; Cnidaria; Anthozoa; Malacalcyonacea; Plexauridae
Source: the annotation of a GenBank genome assembly